This is a messenger RNA of Haliotis rufescens (red abalone), 2481 nucleotides long. RefSeq names its product alpha-protein kinase 1-like. Gene Ontology annotation, biological process: protein phosphorylation. Gene Ontology annotation, molecular function: ATP binding; protein serine/threonine kinase activity. The transcript has 8 exons. The record is from RefSeq and is a predicted model, not a curated record. The coding region runs from base 13 to 2481 and encodes 822 amino acids. Lineage: Eukaryota; Metazoa; Mollusca; Gastropoda; Lepetellida; Haliotidae.
CAACUAACCAACAUGGCAGAAAAAGAAAUUCUGGACAUCUUCAAACUAGAUACAGUUCAGGAUGAUGAGAUUCUCCGACAGCUCUAUGGGGAGGCUAGUGAAGGAGCAUCACAAGAAGCGAGUCUUCAGGCUUGGCUGUCACUGCUACCUGGCAAUAUCUCUGCUAUGAUCCAGCUAGCACUGCGUCAGGAGCGACCAUUCCUUCCACCAGGUGUCACCCCAGAGAUGAUGGCAGAAACCAAUGACACUCUACCAUGCAUGAACCAUAUUGAGAUUCUCUAUAGAUGCAUAGCGAAAGCAGCAGUAGCAGACAUGGACACCAUGGCAGCACUCAUCUAUGUGGUAGACCGAGCUGCAUACAGGUUUGGGGCCUCCAGGGCCCUGCUGCAGGUCUUGAACAUCCUCCUGGACAGAGCGCCCCACACACCAGUGGCACCACAGGUCAUCAUCAGGAAGGCCCGGGUCAUGAAGGACGAUGGUGACCUUCAUGGAGCUGUCCGAGUGCUGGACGCUGUCAUAACAAGGGACAGUGUGUGGGACUAUAGAGAUGAUGACCAAUACAACAAUGUCAAGGCUGUUUGUGUGCAGAUCAAGGGUCAUAUUCUUCACAAUCUAGGAAUGUGGAAAGACGCCAUUGAGCCCUUGGUAGAAUCGGUUGACUCUUUUAACAAGAUCCAUGAUGACAAGGGAACAUCAUCUUCCCUUGGGCUUCUGACCAAAUGCCUGAAGAAGCUUACGAUGGCUGACUACAAUGAAAUGAAACAAAAGUACCCUACAAUGUUCUCCCAGUCUCAUCCCUGCUAUGAGGCCUAUGUCAAGGGAAUGGAUGCCGUCAAGUACAUCGUAGACCUGGGACAGACACUCUAUGUUGCCAAACACCAACUUGUUGCUGAGGAAUCCUUGCUGAUGUUUGCUCUUCAGCAGCCACCUUCUUUGAGAGAGUUCAUGUGGUUCCAGACCAUUGUGGCAGACAUCAAGAAAACUCUCGCUACACAUGAAACUGUCAGCAAUCUCAAGAGUCUGGAAACAUAUUUUGAGUUUGUGAAAGCAAUUUUCCUGAUUCAUUUGACCUUAUACUUCUCUCCCUUUCCUCAAGACCGUUCAUUAUCCAAGUACCUGGAGCAGGUCAGUAUUGAGCUGUACCGCCAUCUUUGUUCUUGUCAGACCAGACGUCAACUUGUGACAAACUUGGAACAUACCAGGAACUCUGUGUCUUUCAUGAAUGCAUCUCUUGGCAUCCUGGGAUUGCCCAUGCUACAGGGCACUGAUAGUGUCUCGGUGAAUGUGGAAGUGUCAUCACCAGCAUCAGACGACUCCUCUGACAAAACACAAGGGAAAGCAGAUACCAUUAAAGAGUCAUCAAAAGCAGAUCAAAUGUCAGAUAAAGCAGGUACAGUUCCUGCUGUGCAGAAUCCUUUAGCACCUGCUUCCAGACAGAAUCCUGGCACAUUUCCAGGAGCUGUAAAGAGUCAGAACCCCAAAGCAACAGACCUAUAUUCAAGGAAGUAUAUAGGACUAACAGUAGAUGCAUCUUCAUUCUCAACAACCUCAGGUUCUUCUAGUCAGUCUGGAUCAGAUGGGACUUCAAGCAAGGAUCCAGAACUUGUGAAUCUAUCGGUCAUCUCCGUUAGUGCCACUAUGGAGAAAUUUAACAUUCUUGAUUUAAAUUCAGGCUCAGAAAUUUUGGGUGCAUUUAAUGACAAGAAUACUGCACCUGCUACCCUAAUUUCUGGUCAGACUUCCCAUAGAAACAAGACAACUUCUACCUCUGCUUCUUCAGAUAAAUCAUUGACGGACAGUUCAGCCUCCAGGAAGUCCACUUCCUCCAGUUCAGGAUCAGCUGGCCUGUCCUCCGCUUCUACUUCUUCCUCUAGAGUCUCCGGAGAGUCUGGGUUUAGUUUCUCCCCAUCUCCCACCCAGCAUAGCUCCAGUGAAUCCUCCACCUCUUAUGUGGACUUGUCAGCCACCACAGAAGAGUGGCAUAAUCUGACUGAUGAGACGGGUGAGUUAUCUCCCCUAGUGGAUCUGAGUUCCUCCACAGUAAACAGCUCACUAGAGGGCCUUCACUUCGGGCACAGUGUUGAAACAAGGAGUGCUGAGGAGUACCUGGAGCAUUGGGAGCCGCCCACAGUGGAUGAGACUAUCAAAGUAAACAAGGCCCUGUUGCUGACCUACAACCCUGUGACAGGGGACUGGCUGUCUCAGAGUACACUCGUACACAGGGGACAGGAACUGGACCUUGGAGGCAACAGGAAGGGCAACUGUCGAGAGGUGUUCGAGGUCUACUUCCUCCAUCAGGAUGAACCACUGGGCAGGUAUGUGUGCAAGCGGUACUGGCAGCAGCGCCCUGCCCGGUACUACCAGCAGGACGUGGUGUGUCAGAUGAUGGCCGGCUACUACGUGACCAGGUUUAACCAAGCCCUCCACAACCACCACAGCAACAUCCAGGUGAGCUACAGCACAACAUGGGGCACCAAGUGA